Molecule: messenger RNA, 1355 nt
Organism: Rattus norvegicus (Norway rat)
Lineage: Eukaryota; Metazoa; Chordata; Mammalia; Rodentia; Muridae
Source: RefSeq, a predicted model, not a curated record
AAACAAAGUGUUGCCUCAAGCAUCACUGGGGCAACAGCUUCUAACGUUUCCAUUAUCAAAAGAAUUUGGUGACGUCACCAGGAGAGAACACUCCUCAACAGAAGGAUACCACACCCUACCUGAGCUGGUAUUUUCUUUUCCUACCAUUCCUCUUUACAUUAUCAAAACUAAAGGAAGGAAUGCAGUAUAAAAAAGAAACACUGUUGCUAAUUCUGCUUGCUAUAUUGCUAGCACUAACUCAGCGCUACUCCAGGUGAUCUGGAAAAUAUUAUGACACUUCGUUUUGGCCUCCAUGGUUCCUCGUAAGAAACUUACUUGUUGAAUGUCUGUCUUCGACAGGAGAGAUCAUCUGGAAGAACCUCAGCUCGAGUCUUGGUUUAAUCCAAAAAAACGUCCUGAUGUUAUAGCAACAACUGGUUGGCUCGCUCCAGUCUUAUGGGAAGGAACUUAUGACAGAGAAGUUCUAGAACAAUAUUAUAAGAGACUGAACAUCACCGUAGGCUUGGCUGUCUUUGCUACUGGAAACUUUUCAAGUGAGUCCCUGAGACGCUUCAUAAAAUCUGCCAAUAAGUACUUCAUGGUUGGCUACAAUGUUAUUUUCUACAUCUUGGCUGAUGGCACGAGCAAUCUACCAUACCUUGAGUUGGGUCCUCUUCGGACACUUAAAAUGUGGAGGCUCUCUGGAGAAGAGAUGACUUAUGAAGACAGUAAUCUCAGGAACAUGAAUAACAUGCGAUACAAAAUCAUGGAACAUAUUCAAUAUGAAGUCAACUUUCUCUUCGUGAUGACUGCGAACCAGAUCAUCAAGAACCACUUUGGAGUAGAAACCUUGGGCAGAUCUGUAGCUCAACUCCAUGCAUGGUGGUAUUUCAAACAGCCCAGAGAGUUCCCUUAUGAGAGAAGAAGGAAAGCCUCAGCUUUCAUUGCCUUCGAAGAGGGAGAUUUCUAUUACCACAGUGCCAUUGUUGGUGGCACGCCCCUAGAUGUCUUAGAUCUCAUCGAACACUAUAUAAAGGGAAUUAUAGAUGACAGGACAAAUGAACUUUCUAGCACGUAUGAAAGACACCUAAAUAAAUAUUUUUUUAUCAAAAAACCCGUUAGGGUGUUAUCACCAGAGUACAACUGGGAUCCAAGAUUUAAAACUCCUCCAGAAAUCUGGCAUAUUAAGGUAGCAUGGCAACCACGAAUCACUUAACGGUUGUGCCGUGGGGUUUGUGAAAUCGCAAGUAAAUAGCAGGGUAUUCUUCAAAAAUAAAACUUUGGGAAACGUACAAAAGUAUAUAAUCUUUCAGAAUAAAUUGUCUUUGAAAUUAUAAUUCUCCUUAGUCUGAAUAGAAGUAAACAGAUAAGUAUUA